AUGGAGUUACUACCUACAAUACGGGCUGUCGCAGAUGAGUUAAUGAGCUGUUCAGAUGCGAUUUCAAGAAAAUUUCAUCUCAAAAAUGAAACGACAAUUACAAGUGAAAAUCUUGCAGUAUCUAUCAAAUUGCUUAUCCCACGAGUUGCUGAGCAUAAGGAGUAUGCAAAGUUUCUACAAUCUCAAAGUCAAAUGUAUGACAUGAUUGGUACUUUGCAACGAACAUUAUUUACUGAAAUUCAGGACAGGGUAACAAAUCCACUAAAAACUUGGGUUAUGUCGGAUUAUGGACGAAUUAUGGAUUCCAUUGAAGUUUUGAAAGCAAAACGCUGGCAAAUGGAUGUGGUGAUUGCAGAAUUUGAAAAGAGCAAUAUUAAGCAUGUUUUCUUUUUUAUUUUAUUGAAAGAUGAAACACAAACAACCACAGAAAAUUUCAAAGUUGAACAGUGCAAAAAGGAUUAUGAGACACAGUUGGCAAUGGUGAAAGCUGAUUUACGCAAAAUUCCAGCAAUUCAGGUUGAUUUAUCAAUUUGUUUGAGGCAUUUCAAUCAAUUAAUGUUUGAUUAUCAUAAGCAGAUGGAAGAAGUUUUGGACAAGUUUGGCGCUGGAAAAGUUUGA
Messenger RNA from Thelazia callipaeda (thelaziosis nematode), 618 nucleotides. NCBI's taxonomy places the organism in Eukaryota, Metazoa, Nematoda, Chromadorea, Rhabditida, Thelaziidae. The record is from the annotation of a GenBank genome assembly.